Dictyostelium discoideum AX4 is the source of this 444-nucleotide messenger RNA. RefSeq lists its product as hypothetical. The record is from RefSeq and is a predicted model, not a curated record. The transcript has a single exon. The coding region runs from base 1 to 444 and encodes 147 amino acids. NCBI's taxonomy places the organism in Eukaryota, Evosea, Eumycetozoa, Dictyosteliales, Dictyosteliaceae.
AUGAAAUAUUCAUUUACUUUAAUCAUUGUUUUAUUAUCAUUACUUUCAUUAUGUAAUUUAUCAAAUUCUCAAAUGUUUGGUCAAAAAUGCAAUUUACCACCAAUUUCACAAACUCUUGAUAAUGGUUCACAAGUUGUUAUCUUAUUAGCAGAAUUAUUACAAAAUGAUAAAGUUAUAAGUUCAUAUAAUAAUACAUUUUCAAAAGGAACUGGUUCAACAUUUUUCAGUGAUCCAAAUAAUGUUUGUGUUUUUAAUUCUGGUGAAAAUCUUCAUAUUGAAUAUAAAGUUGUUAGUGGUAGUAGUGGUACUUUUUAUUAUGAAGAUUGUAAAAGCAAUGAUUCAAUUCCCACUAGUUCAAGUACUGUUAAAUUAUAUAAUGGUGGUUUUGUUUUUAUGGGUAGUAAAUUUACAUAUCAAUAUAAAUUAACUUUAAAAACAAAUUAA